This is a messenger RNA of Trichoplax adhaerens, 2688 nucleotides long. RefSeq lists its product as uncharacterized. Gene Ontology annotation, biological process: nuclear-transcribed mRNA catabolic process, nonsense-mediated decay. Gene Ontology annotation, cellular component: telomerase holoenzyme complex. NCBI's taxonomy places the organism in Eukaryota, Metazoa, Placozoa, Uniplacotomia, Trichoplacea, Trichoplacidae. The coding region runs from base 1 to 2688 and encodes 895 amino acids. The transcript has 19 exons. Gene Ontology annotation, molecular function: protein binding; telomeric repeat DNA binding; telomerase RNA binding. The record is from RefSeq and is a predicted model, not a curated record.
AUGAGUCGAGCUCAUAAUCUUAAUAAAGCGGAUUGCAGGCGCUUAUACCGCAAUGGUGUAGAUAUUGCACAUCGUGUUGAUCACUCCAUCAAGGAGAUCUCGAUUGCAGCACUUUUACAGCCUCCUCAUGUGGAUCAUCGUUUGAGGUUAAGAGCUAUAUGUGAACAAUUGCUAUUGUCAGAUGAUGAAGAUAUGGGAAAGAUGAUUGAAGAUGUUAUGUGGAAGAAGGAAUUACAUGAAGAUCUAGAUACAAAGACAGCGUUUGCAAAUUAUUUGUUAUCAGCAAUAGAUUUUUACAAAAGCUUUUUAAGAAAACUAGGCCAAGCGUUUAAUAUUGAUUUAACGUGCGUAUUCUUAGAUAAUAUUGACAGUACUGAUGACGAUACUGAGACAGCAGCAAUAACAAUUACAUCUCCAAAAGUUGAUUGGGCAAAAGAUGCAAGCGGACGAUGCUUAAUUUACAUUGGAGAUCUAGCUCGCUACUACACAGAUUAUGAUAGUGUUAAAGGCCAUGAGAUAGCUUUGGAACAUUAUCAUAAAGCUAUGUGUUUUCGUCCUGACUGGGGUAUAUCUCAUAAUCAACUGGGAACCUUACAUGUCAAUUUUAAUUUCGGCCUGGACACUAUUUAUUACUACAUGAGAUGUCUAUAUAGCACAGUACCUUUUGAUGGUAUCAUUAAUAACGUUAAGCGCCAUAUCAGCAAAACCUAUAAGGAAAUGCUUCAAAUGCUUCAAUAUGGAGAACCAGAAACAAUUACGCGGGAAUAUAUUUUGAAAAGAUUAGUUAUUAAUUUUAUAUAUCUUAACAGUAAUCUAAGUCCAAAUACCAGUAUGACGAUUGAACAACUUAAUGAACUUUGUGAGAAAGUAAUAAAAGAUUUUAAAGAAUAUACUGCAUACGGUUUUGAGUUUUGUGAAAACGAAAGUUUAUACUCCGUCAAACCGGACGCGGAUUACGAUCUUGUAGACUGUAAUAUUCUUUUUAAGUUACUGGCCGUUUUAUAUAUGUCAGAAUAUAAUCUGUCGCAGAUGGGUGCACCCCAGGAAACUAUAUCUGUUGCAAUCAUUAUCGCUGUUCUAACUAGAAUAGCCCAAUGCGUUACGUACUAUAUAACCUAUGGAGAGAAUGAACAAGACUUAGAUGAUAACGAUUCAGCAUCGAAUGCACUAAAGACCAGUGAAGGAUCUAGCGAUUGCCAUGAAAUGAAUAACUACAAUAGUGAUAAUGAUAAAGAUGAUCCUCAAACUAAAAAAAUGAAAGCAAAGAAACUAUUAUACAAGAAAGCUAGAGCUAGAAGACGACGUAAAACUAGUGAUUCCGAAGAUGAAAGUAGUGACAACAACGAAGAUUAUAGUGAUAGCUCAUUUUCUGGGAGCAUAUCGCAUCAUAGUGAUUCUGAAUCGCGUUCACUUCAAGUCUCUUCUUCAAGUGAAUGGUCAACUGACAGUGAAAACAGUGAAUCUGAAUUAGUUACAGAUACAGAGGAAAAUAUUAUUGAAAAUAAUACAGCCUCUGGAGAAGUUCAACCAGUUAUAAAUGUUAAUAAUCAUACGAUUGGUGACGUUGUUGAUAGUACUGAUACUGUAAAUCCUGAGGGGUCAAAUCGCAAUGACUCAGAAUGUGAAGUUGCAACCGAUCAGCCAGAUUUUCACGUGGACAUCGAGAAGCAGCGAAGACUACGCAAAAUUAGUAAUAAAUUGCUUAAUGUUUUAAAAAUUGGAACAGAUUGGCUGAUAAGCCAUGAGGAAGUUCUGGAUAAAUAUCAAGAGGAUCUUGCUCAGUUUUGGUCUGAUUAUGCGACGCUAUUAAACUGCAUUAUCAUGACUUAUCCUCAAGCAAUCCAACAAAAUUUUGAUCAAAUUGACCCUUUACCGGAGGACAUCUACUUAUUAGGUUUUAAGCCUUUAGAACGUAUUCACAUUAAUAUUAAGCCUAAUAGCCGAAAUUUGCAAAAAAUCGCUAAAUCCGAUCUGCCAAUGCAAGGUUUAAUUUGGGUAGCAAAUGAAUGUCAAUUUUAUGGGCCGCUUCAAUUAGCUGAAUAUAAAGCAGAAGUUACAGUACAGAUAAGCAAGGAAGAAGAAGACAAGGCAAAGGCUAAACGCCUUCAAGCUAUGAAAAUGAUGGCGCAAAUGAAAUUGAAGUCAGACGUAGAGUCACUUGAAGCUAACGUUGCUUCACGUGAUGCAAAUAAAGGAGUUACAAUAUCGCCCUAUUUAGUACCAGAUGCUUUCGCGUUUUGCAAUUCUCUCAGAGCAAUCCAAGACUUCAGCCAUAGCGGACAACUAGUCAUUAUAGUGCCUCUAGCAGUUGUACAGUCGCUUGAUAAUAUGAAAAAGAUAAGUGCCCAAGCCAGGCAGGCAAUAAAAUAUUUAGAAGUUCAAUUUAAGAAAGGCAACAGAUGGCUAAGAGCGCAAAACGAUAAUGAAAUGUCUUCAAAGAUUAAAAGGCGGAAAAACCAAGGCCAAGAAAACUGGAUUUAUGAACAAAUCAUUGAUUGCUGUUGUUACUUCAGUGAAGGCAAACAGAAUAUGGUAACACUAUUAACAGGCAUUGACUUACGAAAUGAAGAAAUAGCUGCAAAUAAAGGCUUAGAUUCAAAUAUGCUAGAACUUGCAAAAAAGCAAGAUGUCAAAAUAGAAAACAUUAAGCUGUUUACCAAAAAAUGGAAAUCGUAUAAGCGUAAAUAA